UCGAUAAAUUUGUGUUUUAUAUGAUAUGCACACUACAGUAGUUAGCUUGUAUGUUAGGAUGGACUACUAUGACAAUUAGCAAGUUAAAUAGAGUAUAGGAUCUGUUGUCAUUGCACUUCCGCACUACAGCGUGGUUGGGUUGUAUGGCGGGAGAAAAGCUGCCAUCAGGGGUUUUCACUCAUGGAGAGAAGACGACGACUUCGACCAAUCCAAGAUGCGGAGUACCAUAUCCAAGCGGGGAUUGAUAAGCCAUGUCUCCAGCAGCGUUUUAUCAAUAAUUUUAAAGGCCGAGGUGUUUUUGCCACUGAACUCAUAUUCAAAGGCGACUUUGUUGUGGAGUACCGAGGGAAACUACUGUCACAGCAGCAGGCAGAGCUCCAAACUAUUGAGUACAAUGAGUCUGCAAAUGUUUUUCUUUUUGAUUUUCAGUGGAAGAGUAAAACAUGGUGCAUUGAUGCAUGUGAAGAGGACUCCUCUCUUGGGAGACUUGUUAAUGACGACCACAGAAGACCUAAUUGCAAAAUGAAAACCAUAAAAGUAAUUGAGAAACCACACUUAUGUCUCUUCGCGAUUCGAGAUAUUACAGCUGGAGAAGAAUUGACUUACAAUUACGGUGACUCAAACUGGGCAUGGAGAGCACAGCAGGUUAACAAGGAUGUACUACCUAGCGUGAAACCUGAGAUUGGGAGUAUAAAGUCUGCUGCUGCUAUAGUACAUGCUGAUUCAAUAGGGACUGAACUCACCACAGUCACAACUGUAGACUCACAGCCUGCUGACACAGCCCCCAAAACACACUUCACUGGCACAGACACCCUGUCCCCCUACCCCAUCACACAUAUCACUGUUGCAGGUCUCAAACUCUAG
This is a messenger RNA of Carassius carassius (crucian carp), 864 nucleotides long. Its product is annotated as N-lysine methyltransferase KMT5A-A-like. Bases 181 to 864 code for a protein of 227 amino acids. The transcript has 7 exons. Gene Ontology annotation, molecular function: protein binding. NCBI's taxonomy places the organism in Eukaryota, Metazoa, Chordata, Actinopteri, Cypriniformes, Cyprinidae. The record is from RefSeq and is a predicted model, not a curated record.